AUGUCAAAAAUAUUAAUUACUGGCGGUACUGGUGUAUUAGGAAGAGCAAUAUCGGAAAUAUUUCGUUCAAAUCAAACAAAUUUUAUUGUUGGUAGUCGAAAUCAAAACACAAAAACCUAUAAUAAUAUGAAUUUUAAUUCAAAUUUAGAUUCAAAAUGGGUUUAUUUGGAUUUAUUGAAAAAUGAAGGAUUCAAUAAAUGUUUAGAUAAUGAUAUAGAUACAAUAUUACAUAUUGCAACUGUAAAUAUGCAAAAAAUUAAUGGUCAACCUGGUGAUAUAAUUUUAACAAAGAAUUUAUUAAAUUUUAUUGAGAAAAAAAAUAUUAAACAUUUUGUAUAUAUUUCAGUUGUAGGAAUUGAUAAAAUUCCAUUUUCAUAUUACAAAGGAAAAUUAGAAUGUGAACAUUUGAUUAAAACAAGUUCUAUUCCAUAUACUAUAUUAAGAUCUACAAAUUUUCAUGAUUUUGUUGAUGCUGCUGUAAGCGAAUUUUUGCAACGUCCAAUACGUAUUAUUCCAAAAUCAUUAAAAGCACAACCUAUUCAAGUCGAAGCAGUUGCCAUGGAAUUAAAUAAAAUUAUACAAGGAUCACCAUUAAAUACUACUUAUGAUAUUGGUGGGAAAAGUGUAUAUAACAUGAAAGAAAUACUGGACUCAUUGAUGAAGGCACAUCACGAAAAUAAAUUGGUGAUUAAUAUGCCGGCCAUGGGUAAAAUUCUGAAAGGAUUUGCUAAAGGUUACAAUACUUGUAACAAUAUUCAAUUAUCUUCUAAUACUUGGGAAGAAUAUUUAUCCAAAAAAUAUCAUCAAUGA
Adineta steineri is the source of this 810-nucleotide messenger RNA. The record is from the annotation of a GenBank genome assembly. Lineage: Eukaryota; Metazoa; Rotifera; Eurotatoria; Adinetida; Adinetidae.